Molecule: messenger RNA, 1662 nt
Organism: Fusarium musae
Lineage: Eukaryota; Fungi; Ascomycota; Sordariomycetes; Hypocreales; Nectriaceae
Exons: 4
Coding region: 1-1662 (553 amino acids)
Source: RefSeq, a predicted model, not a curated record
AUGGACACCAACUUGGAAGAUGUUCAAAGCCGCGUGUUUUGGGAUGUAGUGCGUCUACAUCUUAUCAACGACACAGGCUUCAAUUUGGUUCCAUCCAAGCAGGACUUGCCGCAUUUUCUUGCUUGCACCUUCAAGAAACAGCCAGAUACUAUCCUCCCUGGACGCAGAAGUUAUUUCGAGAUAUCCAUCUCAGGCGGUAGGGAGGGCGGAAAAGAGCCGUCAUCGCUAUUUUUCAUAUUCCUUAUUGGAGAUACAGGAAAAAAGCUUGCCGUUUGGGUCUGGAUGCAUCCAAGACAGUGUGCCGCGGAAGUCAAAACUACCGUAGUCGAUAAUGUAGACGGUUUUGGAAUGGACUUGCUUGAGAAGUUGUCUCAAGAUGUCGUGACGGCCGACGAUGUUGGAUUGGCAGGUCAGCUCUACUGCCAGCUGGAGUACAAUAAUGAGGACCGUCGAGUUGGGAGGUUCUCUCGUGGAUGCGAUGAGACUCUUGAACAAUACUGGGAGGCCAGUGCACCUGAAGCCCAUAUCCUGAUCCGUGACUUUGUGCGAUCUCAGGAACGUCUUCUUGCCGCCGAGGAGGACGAGAAGAGUGGCAAAGUGGCAAACUAUAUGAUUGCAGCCGGAAUAGGGCAAGGCGUGGGACAAUCAGUCCAUGAGAACAUCACCCUUGCCGCCCUCAUCCAAGCAGGGAUUGUCCCUUCUGGAAUGACUUACCGUGACGUCGUGGGCUACUUUCUAAGUAUCAAAGAGCCAGCCAUCUUCGAAUUCUUCCGGGGGGUGAUCUGGAACGACGACCCGGCAUGCCAGCUUUUUAAAGAUGACAAGAACAACAAUGGCAACUUCGCAUUCGGUGUUGAAUGGUUCUUCAACUUUUCCAUGGAGUGGCUGUUCGCGAAGAACAAUAUCAUUUGGCGCUCUCACUAUGGAGACCUCCAAUUCCUCCAUGCCAUGGGAACGCAGAAGGGGGAAAAGCCGGAAGUUACCAAGAGUAAGAUCAUGCGAUGGUUGGAGGUCAUGUACAAGCUUUCGGUGGAGGACGGAAUCUACCCUCAUGACCCGAUCAAUCGGUACUUGGGCGAUUUGUUCCCCGACAAUGGUGAGCCCAAGGGUACUGACAGCCUGCGCCAGCUUUUGAUGGGCUCAACUCCGUCGUACACGGACCCCAUCAUCAGUCGCAGAGCAUUGGGAAGUUGCUUCCAUCUCAUCCAGGAUUCCUACGCCCUGGGCCACUGUCAGAGAGACCCGAUCAACCUCGAAAACAAGCUUCCAAAGGCAGAUCGCAGAUCAUUGUUUAAAAAGGUGUCGGACUUUUUUUCGCCGGUACCGCCGAUUCUGGAACCAGAUCUAGUUAUGUUUCCAAAGGGAACCCCUGGGCGUUUCUCUCACAUCCGAAACUUUCACUGCUACCACGGACAGUCUAAAGACGAUCACAGUCAUUACGAUCAAGUUAUGAGCAGAGCUGAUCUCGAGCCUUCUGAUCUCUCAAGCUUUGACUGCUUGAACGGAGCAAGAGAUGCCAUCGACAAAUGUACCAGGCUCGCACAGUUCUGGAACAACAAGACUAAAUGGGACGCCGGAGUUCGUAAAUUCUUAAAAGAUGAUGUUUUCAAGAUACAAGAUGCGACUGACAGUGACACCAACGUCGACGGUCACUUGAAGUGA